Pieris macdunnoughi is the source of this 2673-nucleotide messenger RNA. NCBI's taxonomy places the organism in Eukaryota, Metazoa, Arthropoda, Insecta, Lepidoptera, Pieridae. The record is from the annotation of a GenBank genome assembly.
AUGUCUUUUGAACUAGAGCAGCCGAAGACAGCAGAAGAGAUGUUCUAUGAACGCAAAGCGGUCGACCGAAGUGACGUUGAUUUCCCUGGCGACAUGUCGGAGCACAAAGAUUUAUUCGAAACAAUCAGUGAAGCUCACUACUUGCCCGAGUUAGGUGGUCCACACGAUGAAGCAUUGCUAGAAUCGCUCGUAGAAAAGGGUUGUGAAGAUAACCAGAUCCUAGGGCAAGCGCUCGACAAACUGGCGCAUCUCGUGCAGGGCACUGCGGAGUAUCCUGAGGAUGAGGAGGGUAUGUUAUUAGGCAACGCCCCGGUGUCAGAUAUUAUAGAAACACUAGAACAAUCUUUAGAGUCUCCCAGCCGCAGCAGUAUGACUGCCGCUCAAGGACUCCUGCACCUUCACCACAUUGGCGACCACUUACAACAGGCUGACGCUCCGGAGAUUGAUAGCCACGCUUACAUCUCUGACCGAGUGUUUGUUUCGGACGAUUCCACUCACUGUGCUCUCGAUAGUUUAACCGGGACGGCAAGCGACGUCCAGGUCGACAGUGAAAUUAAAAAUAUUAACUUUAAUCACAAUGAUGAAAAGAGGCUAAAUAGUGAAAUUGGUUUAUCCGAUGUUUUGUAUACCGCACCAGUACCUGAUUCUAACGAAACGUUCUUAAAUAAACAAUUUGAAGAGCCUCCGGCGCCGUCGUUGCCGGAUCAGAGUGACGUCGUACUACCGAGUGAGGAUGCAGAAGUGGAGGUAAAGGGACAGACAUUGUGUAAUACUGUUGUAGAGAGUUGUGAUAAAAGUGAAGCCGAAUCUAAUAUUGAGAAGAUUGAUAACAUAAUUGAAUCUGAACAAAAUGCGACCGUAAUUGAGAUAAAACAUGAGGAAUCCUUUACGAAUACCCACGAUGACAGUAAUUUACCCACAGACUUAAGCAUUCAGAACGUUGACUCGAGUCCUUUAAUGUUAAGUCAUAAUGAAGUCACAAACGGUUUAGAAGAUAAUGUUUCAGAUAAAAGUGAUGAACAACCCAAAGACUUAAGCGUUCACAAAAGGGUGAUGACACCUGGCACUUCACCGCGGUGUACGGAAAUGCCGCGCGCUCCCUCGCGGGAGUCAGAUGCAAUGCAGUCGCCACAGCCUAGUGGUAUACCUGCCGUGCCUUCAUCACCUGAGAUAUUUACGAUGCCACUCACUAAAAGCAAACAAACGUUAUUCCUUGAAACGCUUUUAUCGUCCCCUUCUCCUAAAAUGUACACAUCAGAGGUAACUAUCACAAAACAACAGUGUGAACCAUUAAAUCUAGGAAAACACAGGAAAUCUGCGAGUCCUACAGUUUCUAGUUGUUCGGAUGAGAUAAAAAAAAUUAAUAAAGAAUUCGGAGAACCUCAAGAAAAAAAAUCUAGACGUGAAUCUAUUGAUGAUUUAGCUAAAAUUAGUAAAGUUUUUAAUAAGUGCAGUGAUGAACAGACAUCGAAAAAGUCUGACCGGUCCUCCAGUAAACCGAGUGAUGUUAAUACUCCUUUACAACAAUUUAAUAUUUUAAAGUCUCGGUCAGAUUACACACUCCCGGACCCUCUCCUCAUACCUAAAGACAAGCUAGAAGCGAUCCUGGCAGCUCCAGCGCGCGAGAUCCCCGCAUUGCUCAUCCAGAGGCCUGAGCUACGGCUGCCGGCUACUUUCGCCUUUCCAGCUAUUCUGCAGGACCCUGACAUACUCGUAGUUUCCUUGACGCAGUUGGAACAUGUCCUAUUAGAUAGAGAAACGAAACAGGUUAUAUCGCCUAGAACUAAAGAGCACAAAAUACACUCCUCUAAAGGCGAAAGAGAACAGACGGCGCCACCGAAACCAAUUCCCUCAAUGGAUGCCCUCGCAGGUGACAUUGACGCUGCUACCUCCGCAGCGCUCAAUCAAAUGCUGUGGCUGCCUUACCUCAGCCAGCUUGAGGCCAUGGCCGCUUGCUCGCAGAACAUGGAUUUCAUUAAAGCUUUGAACUCAACCGGGUAUGGUGGGCCAAACUAUCCAGAUAUAUCACAAAUGUUUAAUCCGUCCGCUCGAUUUAUGGGAGCAGGCUUCCCUGCGACGCCUGCCAUGCAGGAGUACGAUAGUCGGAUGCAGUUCGCGAUGUGGCAGGAAGCAAUGGCGCACGCUGCCGCAGCCCGGCCUAAGGCCUCCGCACCGCCUGACCAAUGCAAGGAGGCAUCCAAAUCGAGCGACGUCCAAAACCCCUACGUACACUCAACGAAGAGUCAUGGCAGAAGUCAUUCGGCGGCGCGUACGAGCCCAAUUGCGACAAGCUACAGUGGAGGGCGCGCUCUUCACAACCCAUUUUUGGGCGCCUACGGGCCGGCGAUGCGGCCCAGUGCUCCUCCGCCAGGACUACAGCUGUCAUACCUAGGGCCGCCUGCGCCCAGUCAACGAUCACCGCGCGGUCAACAGAAGAGUCCGCCGUCACCUUAUUUCCCUAACAACAAUUACUUGCAAGCGGCACGGAGUGGAGCUGCGGAAGCGGCGCGGCCACGAAUUAGUGUCAAGUCGCUUCAGAAUCUUCUGGAGCCGGGUGCGGCGGCGAGAGGUCGCCGAGAGGAGCCUGAGGUGGGCAGCACCACGCCCGCCGACCCUCGUCCUCCGCACGACCCCGCCGCGAUGCACCUCUGGCACCCUCUCUUCGGCAAGUGA